AGGACGAAACAAGGAGUAUGGUGAUUUGCGUCCAUUAUGUUCUGAUCCCCGCAGUUCGGCUGGCCCGAGUGCGAUGACGAAAGUGUCGUAAACGCUGGGAGAAUGCCCAGGGAAGUGUGUUCUUUACACAGUUCGUAAGAAAGAAGCCUUUCGUGGGUUGCAUUGUGAUGAAAAACAAGUCCGACCGCACAACGGCCAUUCUUCAAUCGAUAAUGGAACCGGUCAUUGCCGCGAAGGAGAUGGUGCUAGGAUGCAGAGAAAUCAAUAACCGUGCGCACUGGCGGCGGAAAGUGAAAAGAAGCUGCGACGGGCGGGCUCCCCGGCCAAGCAGUACCCAAACAGGAUGCGGAAACCCUUGGAACUGGUCGUCAGUUGUCGUGUUGUGCUGGUUGUCGAUCGUCUGUGGCACGCUUGCUGUGACCUCUUCCAUCCACGAAGGCCACUGUAAACAUGUGCAUCCCAAGGCACAUGAGGUCAUUCAUGGGGUACAACUGGAGCCGCUUCACGUGAUACGAAAACGUAGCGUCAGCCAAGCGCUGCGCAUAUUAAUUGUCUACGAUGAAUCGGUCUAUCGGCUGGACACGGAUAAGUUUUCUCUAAUAAAUAACACGAUUCUACCGGAAGCCGUCCGUUUCUGGGAGCAAGCGCUGAUGGUGCGUCAGACGAAAGAGGUCAUACGACUGAACCGGAAGUGCGAAAGCAGUCAAGUGUUUGUUAAAAACUCCAUGACCUACUGCAUAGAUUCCUGCAAGCCCGUGACGCUCUGUGGCGAGGUGCAGGUGCCUCCCGAUCACCUGGACGUGUGCCGUGUGUGCAACUCGACUGGCCAAGAUUGUCACGAAGACGCUAAUACGACAGCCGGACCGGGAAUUUCAAACGCCGAUUUCAUAUUCUACGUAUCUGCACUGCAGUCGGAACGCUGCCAUAAGGGACUAACGGUUGCGUAUGCUGCUCACUGUCAACAGGAAGCUGCGUUAGACCGUCCAAUCGCUGGUCACGCGAAUCUUUGUCCAGACAGUAUCAGCACCAAGCCGCAGGAGCUGCAAACAUUGCUGUCCACCGUUAAGCACGAGAUUCUGCACGCACUAGGAUUUUCGGUCAGCUUGUAUGCCUUUUUUCGGGACGACGACGGAAGCCCGCGAACUCCUCGUAAACCGGACACUGGCAAACCGUACUUGAACGAAAAGUUUCAAAUUCAUCAAUGGAGUGACGACACUAUCCGAAAGGUAGUCCGAACAGACUGGGCAGUCAGAGGCGGCACAAUCAAUCGGACUAUCGAUAUGUUCGUGACACCCCGAGUAGUAAAGGAAGUGCGUGACCACUUUAGCUGCCAGAAACUCGAGGGAGCAGAAUUGGAGGAUCAGGGAGGCGAGGGUACCGCACUGACGCACUGGGAAAAGAGGGUGCUUGAAAAUGAGGCCAUGACAGGAACGCACACACAAAGUUCGGCUUUUUCGCGCAUUACGCUCGCCCUGAUGGAGGACUCCGGGUGGUAUAGGGCGAACUACAGCAUGGCAUCUCCGUUGACGUGGGGUCGAGGGCUUGGCUGCAAUUUUGCGAUGCGCAGCUGCAAGGACUGGAUCACCUCCAAUACAGCAAGGGGCCGUUCGAUUCAUCCGUUCUGUGUGAAGGUAAAACGGGAUCCGCUCCAAACGGAAUGUACCGACGAUCGAAGUUCGGUCGCACUGUGCAACUUAGUGAGCCAUCAUACACAGCUGCCAGCACAGUAUCAAAACUUUGACUCUCUUGCUUACGUGGCGACCGGCGAAGAGGGAUACUUCGGUGGGUCCGUUUCGCUGGCCGACCACUGCCCUUACAUUCAAGAGUUCACGUGGCGCAGCAAAAACAUCGUAGUGCGCGGGUCGCAGUGUCAGUUCGAGGACAACAAUCCGAAACCUGAGAAAAACUUUGCAUUGGAGUCUUAUGGUCCCAACUCGAAGUGUUUCGAUCACAGCGAGAGCAUGUGGGAAGAACGCUCAUGCCGCCAGACGCGGGAGUGGCAACACUGGGGCUCAGGCUGCUAUCAGUAUCGCUGUGAUCGCGGACGGUUGCACAUAGUGAUAGCGAACAAAUCGUACGAGUGCUUCUUUGCCGGACAAAAGCUCACCGUUCAACUGAUGGCCGAAGGGUGGCUACAUCGCGGUGCCGUCAUCUGCCCUUCGUGCAAGGAAGUUUGCAACAGUGAAUUCGAAAGCCGCGGUGAGCGGUGCAAAGUUAGCGAGGAUGCUCCUCCGAACAGCUAUUAUCCCAGGGAUGAGCUAAAAUGCAGCUCGGCCCUCGCGCAAAAACAACACUCUACAGUGUUACUGUUAAUGGUGUCACUAUUAUCAUCGGUGCUGGCGACCGGCAAAAGUGUUUCGCACGCAUUGAGCUAAUCAUGGUUAAGAUCCUUAGAUGCUGUGCACUGUAACGGAUUGGAAUUUCCAGUUUCCUUAGGUCGAUUUAACAACCAUUUCAUGCAUGUGAUAAUAUCAUUCCCCGGCGUUGGUCCCGCAAAACGCCUCUAAACUAGGGAAACGAGUGUUUCCUGUGUGUAUAUAUAAAGUCGUUCAACGCAGUUAAUCUAGGAUAGCAUAUUCUUGACGUCCCCGGAUCGAUACACAAUAACAAAUAUGCACUAAGUUACGGCAUCCAUCACUUCGUCGAACAACCGCACUGAACGAAUUGCGGCCGGUUUGUGUAUUGAAACCAGUCUGUACCGAUAAGCCUUAAGCGCCGCAGAGCUACGAUGUGAUGCAUCAGCCGCUGUUUUAAAUUUGUAGAUAAACGGACAAACAAGAAGGUGCAUAUUACAACGCACGAUAUGAGUACCUUAUUCGACUCGCAAAUCAACAUUCCGACAGUUUUUUGUACUGCUGUUUAGGGAUCCAAAAGUUAUACUUAGGAGUUAGAACUAACUAACUGAUGCAUCUGGCUGUUGCACAGUAAAACAAAGGGAGAACUUCACUAAGGUCAUCAUAAUUACACCGCAAUGAUGCCUCUGUUCCAUUUCAGCGCUGAACCAGAUCCCCAAAUUCGUCCAUUCUUACUGUAGCGCGGAAGUGACGCGGAAUUUACAACAUCACAAAAACUGCCAAAGUUAUUCGUUGAAGUGUAUUCUUAUAGAGUUUUGUUGAGGAAUGGCAAAUGAUUCAACUUGUUAUUUGCGCGUAAAUUAUAGUAUUAUGUCGAGCAUACCACAAACAAAAAACCAGCAAGAAAUUUGGUUUGCCAAGGUUUUUAAUUAUUUUGUUUCGGUUUGUUUGGUCGAAUAUUUUAAGUGUAUUAAAAAAGAGUGCGAAGAAACCCUGGUGUUAAAUUAAGGCUACGAAAUGCAUAAUAAACCUUUGGUAAAUA
Molecule: messenger RNA, 3336 nt
Organism: Anopheles bellator
Lineage: Eukaryota; Metazoa; Arthropoda; Insecta; Diptera; Culicidae
Gene: Invadolysin
Product: leishmanolysin-like peptidase
Exons: 7
Coding region: 168-2375 (735 amino acids)
Biological process (GO): proteolysis; cell adhesion
Cellular component (GO): membrane; cytoplasm
Molecular function (GO): metalloendopeptidase activity
Source: RefSeq, a predicted model, not a curated record